UAAACAGGAAAGAGCGGAAGUUCCGUUGGCUUUUCUCCUGUGUGACAGAGCAGGAAGACGGUCGUAUUGUUGUUGUCUCUCAGCUGAAUCUUUGAGCUGUUUGAGCAACCAUGUCUUCAGUUCAGUAUCUGAGAGAGUUUAUCAACGAGCGACUAACUGCUGCUGCUGAAGAAAUCUUCUCAGAGUUUGAAAAAACGAUCGUCCAGUACGAGGAAGUGAUCGACCGUCAGCGCAGACUGCUGGAUAUCACCUGGAAACCCGAAAUAAAGCUGCACACAGCAGGCCUCCAGCAGCAGCAUGUCUAUAAGGAGGAGGAAUUUCUCAUUAACCAGCAGCUCUGUAAUGAGGAGAACCGCGGGGAACCAGAGCCUCUCCAGAUCAAACAUGAACAGGAAGAUUUCUACAGCAGUCAGGAGGAACAGCAGCUUGCACUGAAGGAGGACAUUGAUACCUUUAUGGUGACUGCUGCGUAUGAGGAAAGAGCCCACGGUGAACCAGGACCAGACAGGGAGCAGAUCCUCUCUCACAGCUUCCUGAUAGCUGAGGGUCAAGAUCAGGGAGGAAGCAACUAUGUAGACUUAGGAUCAGCACAUAGUGCAAACAGAAGUCACAGUACCGAUGCAGAAGACUCUCCCACGUCAGAGGGUCAGUGUAACACUGACAUAGGUAAAAAGUCGGUAACAUGCAAUGUUUGUGGAAAAUUGUUUAAGAAUAAAUACAAAAUACACGAACAUCACAGAAUCCACACAGGUGAGAAGCCCUAUCUUUGUGAAACGUGUGGGAAAAGUUUUACUCAAGGCGGUAGUCUGUUGGUUCACAUGAGGACCCACUCGGGUGAGAAACCGUAUACCUGUAACACCUGUGGUGAAAGAUUUUGUUACUUAUUAGCACUUAAAAAGCACAAGGCGGUGCACACGGGUGAAAAUCCAUUUUCUUGCACAACGUGCGGGAAAACGUUCACUCAAAGGGGCAGUUUGUUGGUCCACAUGAGAAUCCACUCAGGAGAGAAGCCGUAUUCUUGCAAAACAUGUGGGAAAAGUUUCACUAAAAAAUGUACUUUAUUGGUGCACGUGAGAAUUCACACCGGUGAGAAGCCAUACACUUGCAAAGUAUGUGGGAAAAGUUUUACCCAAAGAGGUGGUUUGGUAGUCCACAUGAAAACUCACGCAGGGAAAAAGUUUUAGUUCUGAAUAUUUAGCAGGGAACAGUGUAUUUAUGAAGCCGAGCUUGAUAAAAUUAUCAAACUUGUUAACAGUAAAGCUUUCACAGAGCCGGCUUUACACACUUCCUGCUGCUCAAUAAAAAGUCUUUAAAAGUCUGAAAUUAAGAUCAUGACUCAUCUCAAAAGGUCAUAUAUGUUCCAUAAAUGUGAUGAAAUAAUGAAAUCUGGUAAACAAAAAAACCAUCAGAAUUUAAAUGUCAGUUUUUCUGUGUGUUCUCGGCUCUCACUGGUGAUGAUGCAGAUUUAUGUAUAAUAAGAUGUAGUGAUGUGAACCGGCACUCUAGUAGGCGCUAACCUAAUAGCUUACUUGUAGUCUUCUGAUAUUCUGCUAUUCAACAGCAGCCUGUAGACGAUAGCACUUAGUAUGAACACUGUAGAUGCUCACGGCUGUUUCAGAAAUGGGAAAAUAGGAGGCGGGAAGUAGAGUACCAUAUCCAUACUGCCACUUAACAUGUCUUUAGUUCCGAUGACGAAUGAUCUCAUUCUGUGAACAUAUGAAGGUAAAACAGUAUUAGGAACUAACAUUUGUCUGAUUUUUAACUUUAGAGUUAUUUAUGUUUUUUAUAUAUAUGUGUGUAAAAGCAGAAACGGUAGGUGAAGAAAAAGUGUAAGAUUUCGACUAAUGUGUUUCCCACUUUAACACACACUCACUCCUCUUCAUGAUGAAAACAAAGGUGUAUUAUCCUGUGCGUCUGCAGCAGAGUUAAUCCUCAUUUCUGCAGCCGUGAUCGAACAAACAUGUAAAUCUGAAAAUGAAAAUGAAUCAUUCUCAGCAGCAGAUCUCAAACAAACAAUAAAAUAAACAUGAAAUGACUGUUGGCCAUUAAAAAGCAUUUGGCUAGUGUAUUGUUCCUCACUGCAAAAACUGUAUUGUUUUUGCAGUGAGGAGAACAGCCACGGUGCUGUGAGUAUGAACAUAUGACUAACGAAAGGAUCAAAACUGUUUGUUGUGGAGAUUUUUGCACCGGUGAGUCGAUUUCUACCAAACUAGUAGGACCGCACGAUUCUGGCAAAAAUAAUUCUCCUGAUUUUUUGAUCAAUAUUGUGAUCAUGAUUAAUUGUUGUGAUUAUUCAUGUAUUUUUGUGACAAAAGGCUUUUACUGCAUGUAAACAUAACACUGCUUUCACAUCCAUGUAAUGCAACAUUCCUAAUAUUAUUCACCCACAUUCCAAAAUAUAUAUAUAUAUUAACGAAUUAAUUAAAACACUUUUCCAGACCGAUAUGGUGUAAGCCUGAUGUAAGUGCAUCCACUUAAAACUAAAUAUAAAGUCUUUCCCUGCAUUCACUGUUCCUGCAUGAUGGAUGUAGAUGAAACUCUCAGUAACGUAUUCGACAGCUCUGACCUCCUUCUACGUUUCCCUGCAUGCUUUUGCAUGCAGUGCAGGUUUCUCCUCUUCAGGAAAAGAACUGAGUGAGUGAGUCCGUGUGCUGAAACCUUUGUUGUGGACAUGUAUCUUUGCUGGUUGCGUUGGUGAGUUGGGUAGAAACGCUGAUGCGCUGUACGGACUCGCUUCUGUGGAUGCUGAGUCAAUGUCGGAUAAUUCACGUUAGUAACCAUUUCUUUAUUUUUCUUAGCCUUUGUGCGUCAGUCGUGCUGCAGUUUGUGGAUUGUUUUCAGGUGGUUGAAGCACUCUUCACACGUGAUUUCAUCUUCAUUACGUCUCUUCCAUUAAAUUCAAAGUAUUUCAAAACAACAGAGUAUGAUGCUGAAUGACAAGCUCCUCCCCCUCUGCUGUACAGGACAGCUCAGUUUUAUUAUAUGUGUCUUUUAACACAGCGUUACUCGUGCAGACUAGUUCAGGAAACCUUCAGAGAACAGCUGUGAAUCAGGAAGUGCUUGAUGUGCUUUUGUGUUCUGUUUGUCGAGCACACAGCUUCAGUAUUGUUCCAUGAUCAUCAUUUCAUAGAAGGAAGCCGAAAUCAAAUUCAAGGCUGAAAUCUGAUCAUUUCACUGCUCUACAAGCUACUAAUCAACAUAAUGUGACAAUUUUAUAUGUUAUUACUUUUAUUUUCUCUCAUGUGCAGCAGAGACGCAACUUUAGACGACUCAGUGUCGCUUCCCUCUGUGUCACACUGUGGCACUCUCAUGAUGACUGUUUGUAAUUCUGCAGUGAAACAUGAAGAAUCUCACACAAGGUCAGAUUUCAUUUUCUGUUUGAAUUGUGUUAAGUUUGUUUGUGCCGUGUACCGUUGGAUGUACGGACUGCCACUGAAUUACAGUUGGUGUUUUAUGAUAUAAAGUCUUGUUAAAGCUGACCAUAGAAAGAAGUACGUUUGUUCUGUUUUAUUAUAAAGUCUGUGUUUUCCAGCACUCACAGACUCUGGAAGAAAAAUGUGUGUAAUAUGAACCGAAGUGUUUCCUGUUGUUUCUAAGUUCCGUGAGUUUGCUGCAGUUUUCUGUCACAACAAUGUAAAUAUAAAAAGGUACGAGUGGAGACGUUGCUCGGCAACUCUUAGUUUUUAAAGCAGCUUCUUUCCCUCCAGAGUUAGACUGGCUUUGUUUUCCCUUUUAUCGCCAUCAGUUAAGUUUGUGUGUGUAUUUGAACUUGGUUGGAAAAUUGGAUGUAUGAAAUGUUUCCAUUGUAUUCUGUCAUAUUCUGAUCUAUGUAGGAUUUUUUUCCUUGUUUUUACUCUACCUCAGAUAUUUGGAUUGUGACCUGAGAUACUGAAGCUGAGAAAUCCUGUAGUGCUCACUGACAACACGAGUCUUUUAUUUGUGGAAAGCAUGUUUCACUUAUUGUUCUUCUGUUUUGUGUUCAACUAAUUUUGAUUGUUCAGGAUUUAGAAGUGAAACUAGGAAGUUGUAGAUUUUCACCAUGCUCUUAUAAAAAGCUCUUUCUAAGGUU
Oreochromis aureus is the source of this 4069-nucleotide messenger RNA. RefSeq names its product zinc finger protein 16-like. Gene Ontology annotation, biological process: regulation of transcription by RNA polymerase II. The record is from RefSeq and is a predicted model, not a curated record. Gene Ontology annotation, molecular function: RNA polymerase II cis-regulatory region sequence-specific DNA binding; DNA-binding transcription factor activity. The coding region runs from base 111 to 1184 and encodes 357 amino acids. The transcript has 2 exons. NCBI's taxonomy places the organism in Eukaryota, Metazoa, Chordata, Actinopteri, Cichliformes, Cichlidae.